This is a messenger RNA of Tribolium madens (black flour beetle), 626 nucleotides long. RefSeq names its product salivary glue protein Sgs-3-like. Lineage: Eukaryota; Metazoa; Arthropoda; Insecta; Coleoptera; Tenebrionidae. The coding region runs from base 58 to 543 and encodes 161 amino acids. Gene Ontology annotation, cellular component: extracellular region. The record is from RefSeq and is a predicted model, not a curated record. Gene Ontology annotation, molecular function: chitin binding. The transcript is spliced from 4 exons.
CUUGUCACGUUGUUUUGCACAAAAGAAUGAUUAAUUAUUCCCAUUUGUGAUAAAAAAAUGCGUGUGAUACUAUUGGCGGCUUUACACCUCUUGGUCGUAAAUGGACAACUUACGUGUCCACCUACUGGGCUCAUUUGUGUGACACCUACCGCAUAUCAAUUUUGUACUAAUAUAGAUGGCAAAUUUUUGUUAGUUGGGGAUAGAACGAAUUGUCCAGCAGGUCAAACAUGUGAUAGUACUGCCGCUUUUCCGUGUGUGCCGAGCGAAACGACAACAGCGCCACCUACAACACCGCCGACGACAACAACCCCACCUACAACACCACCGCCGACAACAGCGCCACCUACCACCCCACCCCCAGUUACAGCCCCUAUUUGCAACCAAACUGCUAAUUUUCCUGCGUCCAGAUGUGACCAAUACUAUCACUGCCUUCCAGUCAUGUGGUGGUGGGACUAUGAAGUAGUCACGUGUCCUAGUGGCCAGGCGUUUGAUAAGACAAGCGGUCAGUGUGCGAAUUCAACAACUUGUGUUACAAGUAAAUAAGAGAUGACUAAUUCUAGUGACCUGUAUUACCGACAGUGUACUGUUUAGAAUAAAAGUCAUUCAAUAAGGAGCUUUUGCGAUUA